Messenger RNA from Stereum hirsutum FP-91666 SS1, 1593 nucleotides. RefSeq lists its product as uncharacterized. The transcript has 10 exons. NCBI's taxonomy places the organism in Eukaryota, Fungi, Basidiomycota, Agaricomycetes, Russulales, Stereaceae. Bases 1 to 1593 code for a protein of 530 amino acids. The record is from RefSeq and is a predicted model, not a curated record.
AUGCCCACUCGCACCGCUAGCGAUACUGUGAACGGCACAACUUCUAAAGAAAGACCUAAGCCCUCUCGUUCAUCUACCGUCUCUUCUCCUGGUGGCGACUUAAGCGAAGACAGAGGCUACGGCGGUUCCACAUACGAUGAUACUGUGAUUCCACCAACCCAUGACUACCGCACCCUUGUUGUCUGUUACGAUGGCACAGGCGAUCAAUUUGAUGACGACAACUCGAACAUUGUGCAGUUCUUUUCCAUGCUCAAGAAGGAUGACCGUAGUCAGCAGAUGGUCUAUUAUCAGGCGGGUAUCGGGACCUACACUAUCCCGCAGAUUGCGACUCCCGCGUACGCAAAGUACUCGAAGACGAUGGAUAUGGCCAUUGCGCAGAACCUCGAUGCUCACGUUAUGGGUGGGUAUGAAUUCCUUAUGGAGCACUACCAGGCGAUGGACAAAAUUUGCAUCUUUGGCUUCUCUCGAGGAGCGUAUACUGCCAGAGCGUUAGCCGGAAUGAUUCACAAAGUCGGGCUUCUUCCAGCGUCAAACAAGCAACAAGUGCCUUUCGCGUACAAGAUGUUCACCUCUGACAAUGAAAAAGGUUGGAAGCAGAGUACGCUUUUCAAGAAAACGUUCUCGGUGGACGUUGAGAUCGAGUUCAUCGGCGUUUGGGACACCGUUGCCUCCGUAGGGUUCUUCCCUCGCCACCUCCCGUUCACAACAUCCAACACCGCAGUCCGCUACUUCCGCCACGCUAUUGCGCUCGACGAGCACCGUGUCAAGUUCCGCGUGAAUCACUUCCAGAAGACGCCACCUCACGUCCACGAGCUCGGAACCAAGCCAGGCGAAAUGCCCCGCUCGAACCAGAAACCGAAGAACUCGCACGCGGACACGGACCCCCACAACCCACAUUCGCAUGCCGGGAAAAAGGUGGGGGCCAGACAUCUCGAACGCGAAUUUUCGGAGUAUUAUGACGUCGAGACGGAUGUCAAGGAGGUCUGGUUCGCUGGCUGCCAUUGUGAUGUUGGCGGUGGAUCCGUCAAGAACGGAACUCGUCAUUCGCUCGCUCGCAUCCCAUUGAGAUGGAUGCUCCGCGAAUGUUUCCGCUGCAACACUGGCAUCCAAUUCCACCGCGACCUCUUCAAGUACGUCGGCAUGGACCCAGACCAUCUCUACCCUUUCGUUCGCGACCGUCCACCGCCGAUCAUGUCUGUCUCCUAUCCUCCCAUUCACGGGCACGAGGUCGAUCAGGAGGUCGAGGCGUUCGGCGAGACAGGCGACUAUGGCACGUUGACGGAGGAGGAGGAGGACCUGAGGGACGCAUUGUGCCCAAUGUAUGAUCAGCUGCAGCUGGCCUGGGGUUGGUGGCUCUUGGAGUACCUUCCCAUGAAGGUCAGGUCGAACAAACCAGACCGAUUGAUGCUCGAUACAUAUACGGUAAACAUGGGAUAUCCGCGCGAGAUCCCUAAGCAGAAGAAGCAAGGGAUCAAUAUACACAGGUCGGUGAAGAUCCGGAUGGAUGCAGACUUGGUCCAGACGGCGAACGGCAAGCCGGAGAAGUAUACUCCGCGUCCGGAGAUGCAAGUUGACCCUACGUGGGUGGAGUAG